AUGGCCAGUGCCUAUGGUCAGUCAGCGCUCGCAAUCGCCACAGCCGCAUCCACUAAUGCCUCCGCUGCCAAUGCCAUAGCCACAGUCGCCGCCGAUUCGUCCGUCAGGGAUAUGUCUGCAGCGGUGGAGAAUGGUUUGACGGUGCCACCAGCAUCUACAUCCACAUCGCCCACCCCGCCCUCAACGCUAAUGCAUCAUUCGCAUCACCUAUCGCAGGUGCAUACGCACCUGCAACUCGCGCAUCACCACCAUCAGCAGCAGCAACAACAACAGCUGCAGCAGCAAUUAGAACUGGAGGCACCGCCGCCAGCCAGCGCCUCAAAUUUGUCGCUGACGCACCAGUUGCAUGCGCAACAAACGGAGAAUGGCGGCGGGAAUUUACAUAACGGCGCCGGUGGUCUACACGGGCAGACGCUCGAGAAUGGCGGCGGCGGCGGCGGUGUCAACAUGCUGCACAGCUACGUGAAUGGCCUGAAUGGGGGCCGGCCAAGCCCUACGGCUUCCGGCUCCUCCGGAGGCAGCCGCUCUUCAGCGCACUCGCUGCCGCUGCCCUCGCACUCGCCCGCGCUGCAACAUCACGCGAAUGGCGGCUAUCUGCAGUCGGCCAGCUGUGCUUCCGCGCUCACAGCCACCGCUACAACGGUCGUGUCCUCGGCCAUUAUGAGUCGUCUAGGAGGCGGCGGCGGCGGCGGCGGUGUUGGCGGCCUUAGUCACAACGGCGGCCUGGCGGACGCGAGCAGCAGCGGUCGUGUUAGCGAUGGUAUAGGCGUUGGUGGUCCUCUAGCGCUGCUGCACCACCAUCAUCAGCACCAUCACCAUUUGGCGCCACAUCAUCACCACCACUCCAUAUCGCAUCAGCACCUCCACCCGCACGAUGCAUCCGUAGGACUCUUGGAUAUAUCCACGUUGUAAAUUACAAACAUAUAAUAAAAAAGGUUAAGUAAAAAAAAUUAAAAAAAAAGAUUAACAUUAGGUUAUGAAAAAUAAAUUAAUUUGAAAAUAAUAUAAUUAAUUUUAUGCAAAAUAGAAGAAAAAAAAAAUUUCGAAUAAGUUAAUGAAAGAAGUGCGUGUAAUGAAGGAGUGAAAUAUCUAAAAAAUAAAAAAUAAAAAAACUGUAAAAAUUUAAUCUAUUAAUUAAACCACUGUACCCCCUGCGCCCGUCGCGCGUUUUCUUUAGUACACUUUAAGCAACGCAGCAAAGUAGCGAAGUUUACCAACGUUGCGGGCAGGGUGAGACAUUCCGCAAGAAGCAAACAUUCCACAAAUUUCGCACCACUAAAUUUCAUUUCGAAUUUGUAACUUUAGAAAACAGCGUUUAAGUGAGAAUGCCGAUGGAGAUGUAAUUAAAAAAUAUUUAUGCUAAGUUGAUUUGUUGUUUUUAGUUAUUUGCGAAAAGCAAACAAAUA
Molecule: messenger RNA, 1406 nt
Organism: Anastrepha ludens (Mexican fruit fly)
Lineage: Eukaryota; Metazoa; Arthropoda; Insecta; Diptera; Tephritidae
Product: AT-rich interactive domain-containing protein 1B-like
Exons: 1
Coding region: 1-912 (303 amino acids)
Source: RefSeq, a predicted model, not a curated record